AUGGAUCAAGUCAAGGGAUAUUUAAAGACCAUUGAUACGGCUUUUGCUGGUCAUUCUUACUUAGGUUUAUUCGAACACCACACCGGAUUACCUCGGUCCUAUGCCAUCAUUGUAUUCUCAUUGGUGUAUUUGGUGUUGGUUUUCGCCAACAUUGCAGGAAUCGGAGAGUUUUUAUCUAAUCUAGCUGGGUUUGUAGUGCCUGGUUAUUUUUCACUUUUAGCGUUGAGAACAAAAGAUACAAAGGAUGAUACGUUGUUAUUAACUUACUGGGUUGUUUUUGCCUUUUUGAACGUUAUUGAGUUCUUUUCCGUGGUAAUCUUAUACUGGAUUCCUUUCUACUUUUUAUUCAAGACUUUGUUUUUGAUUUAUAUUGCAAUUCCUUCUACUGGUGGUGCCUUAUCCAUAUACGCCACAGUCAUUCUUCCCGUUUCAGAACAAUUUUUUGGUAGGAAAUCAUUUACUGAAAAGAUCGAUGAUGUUACAGAGGGUGUCACUACCGCUAUUGAGAAAUGA
Molecule: messenger RNA, 513 nt
Organism: Lizanozyma spartinae
Lineage: Eukaryota; Fungi; Ascomycota; Pichiomycetes; Serinales; Debaryomycetaceae
Gene: YOP1
Exons: 2
Coding region: 1-513 (170 amino acids)
Source: RefSeq, a predicted model, not a curated record